Molecule: messenger RNA, 750 nt
Organism: Maylandia zebra (zebra mbuna)
Lineage: Eukaryota; Metazoa; Chordata; Actinopteri; Cichliformes; Cichlidae
Source: RefSeq, a predicted model, not a curated record
UCGGUCGGAUAGGUUUGAGCUGUGUGUGGAAAUUUAAGAAUUAUUGAUAUAUAUCGUGUUAUUUGGUCUUGUUAUUUGUCUAGCCAGAGUUACAUCCGAGCUUUAAAAUAGACGCGCAUGUUCAUAUACCCCAUUAUGGGGUAUAUAAACAUUAAGUCCAGUGUUUGCCUUAUUGGGUGUAUUGUGUAUCACGAUUGGACGUUUUUUUUUUUUGAGAAGCAUGAAGAAAAAACUCCCCGCCAUAUGUGAUCAAGGACUUGCGAAGCAACGUUUAUAGGUGUAAACUAAUCAACCGUCAGGGUCAGAUGGUGCAAAUUACACAAUGCUGUAAAUAUGACUUCAGCAGCAGCUCUAGGAGUAAACCCCAAUCCCGACAGAGGUAUUGGCUUAAGCCAUCUGCUGGGUACCGAGUAUGAAAGGAAGAAGCAGAAACUUCAGCGGGAGCUCCAGCUGGACUACAGAAACUAUAUAUCCAGGAAAACGGAUCUGAAAAGUAAAGAGCCUCAACAACAACUUGAUGGAGUGUCACUACCGAUUGAUGAGAGGAUAUCUGUAAAGGAAAAACUGAGAGAGGAGAGAAAUAAAGAAUACAACCUCUUCCUCCAAGAACAAGCUCAAAUAAGAACGGUAAAGAGGAGAACGUCUUCUGUCAGUCCCAAGCCUGGACAGAUUCACGCUUCAGAUGGCUUGAAAAUUUCUCCCCCAGCCUCUCCCCUGUCAUCCCUCACAAACAUACCCACACAAACAUAG